AUGUCUCUCUCUCCAAGCCAAAACAGGGCGAUUGAAAUCACUGAACGAGUCACUUCAUCCUUCUCGGUUAUCGGUGCUCUUUUCGUCAUUGGCACUUAUACUGCAUCUUCGUCAUUUCACAAGCCAAUCAAUCGCAUGGUUUUCUACGCAUCAUGGGGGAACAUCAUUGCCAAUAUCUCUACACUCAUCUCCUUAUCUGGUAUUCAGGCGGGGAGAAAUACUGCCUUGUGUCAGACACAAGGGUUCUUGAUUCAGAUGUCGAUAAUAAUUGAUAUCCAUGCUGACGACCACGAAAGGUUUAUGCCAGCAGAUGCGCUUUGGACGCUUGCAAUGGCCUGUAAUGUCUGGCUGACCUUUCGCCAUAGGUUCUCCGCCAGUCAGCUUCGGAGCCUAGAGGGAAAGUACCUACUUCUUUGCUACGGUAUUCCGUUCAUUCCGGCUAUCGUUUACGCCUUUUUGCACACGGAGGAACGAGGAAAAAUUUACGGGCCCGCCACACUUUGGUGUUGGAUCGAUGUUAAUUGGGAUCCGCUUCGAAUUGCCACCUUCUACGCACCUGUCUGGUUGAUUUUCAUUGCCGCGGGCAUCAUUUACAUCUCCAUUGGAGCGGAAAUCUAUCAAAAGCGAAGGCAGCUCCGAAGCAUGGUUUCGCAAAGUCAGCCCACUGUCAUGAGCAUGAAAACUACGGAGGUCCACAUCGUCAGCGAGACGGCGGACAAGUUCGGUGGUACCACCCAGUGUCACCCAGAAGAUGAUAAUUUCCAGCAAGGCCGAGGAUUUUCCCAAUACGCCGCCAACGUUUCAUCCGUGGACCACUCGCAAAACAAGACUGCCAAUGCCGGGUCAAAGAUGUCCAGUACUGAUGCAGCCGCAUGGGCAUAUACAAAAUGCGCAAUGCUUUUCUUCGCUGCGCUGCUCAUUACCUGGGUCCCCUCGACCAUCAACCGAGUUUACACCCUCGUUGCUGCAGGCGAUAUCAGCUUCGCAUUGUGCUACUUUGAGGCACUGGUUCUUCCUCUUCAAGGGUUUUGGAACUGCAUCAUCUAUAUCACCACUUCCCUGGGACCCUGUCGAGAGUUGUGGCGGUCAAUGAUCGGCUCCGAGCCCGCCUCCGAUAAUAUGGUUCUAUCUCAUGAGAGUAUCAAAGUCGAGCCAAUCGCCUACGAGCCCGAGUGCCCCUUCAAAUACAACAACUUUGUUAAUCGCAUCACCCUCCUGUCUCCUCUAGUCAAGGACAAUGUGGUCUGCCAGAACCAGCCCGGGUGUGUUGCCAUUCCCUCCGCCAGCAGCGAACUGAUUCUUCGCCUCACCAACUCUGAUGCCCUAUGCAUGAGAGCAGCGAACCGCAUUGAAAAUGAGGUCGCUAUGAUAACUCUUGCUGUGGCAGCGCUAGAUCCCAUCUUUAGGCCACACGUCAUGCCUCGCGUCUAUAGCUAG
Penicillium riverlandense is the source of this 1437-nucleotide messenger RNA. RefSeq lists its product as uncharacterized. Lineage: Eukaryota; Fungi; Ascomycota; Eurotiomycetes; Eurotiales; Aspergillaceae. Gene Ontology annotation, biological process: cell surface receptor signaling pathway; adenylate cyclase-activating G protein-coupled receptor signaling pathway. The transcript is spliced from 6 exons. The coding region runs from base 1 to 1437 and encodes 478 amino acids. Gene Ontology annotation, molecular function: G protein-coupled receptor activity. Gene Ontology annotation, cellular component: plasma membrane. The record is from RefSeq and is a predicted model, not a curated record.